UACAAUAACAGACGGCAGUCUGUGGCACGACUUCGGAACGUUCGCACGCUUUUCCCGUGGAAACUCGGUAACCUGUCGCGACAGUUGUAGGACUUGGGAGGGUUGAGUGUUUGAAUUCGAAACACGUGUGAGCGUUAAGACAUUCGUCCUGUGAAGCCGACGGCAACGGAGUGCAAUCUGGUGUGGACCGUUGUGACCAAUGAUAACGUGUUUUUUGGUGAACUUAGGAAAUAGCUGAGGGAACUCAGGAUACUAAAGCGUUCAACCAAGGAUACUAGAACGUGGUGACUGAAUGUUCAGUAAAAAAUAAAACAGACCGUUUAGAGGAGUACCAAACCAACACCAGGCAGCUGCAGUAACCAACGGCGUGAAAAAGAUAACAUCUUCAUCCUGAAACCGAUCUCAGCUACAAUUGUACCGAAUGAAUGACCUUACACCGUUACACGCUGGCUUUCUGCGAAGGAAUUAGAUUUUUUAUUUCACCCUUAUUACCAGCAAACGUACAAUGACUGCAAAAAAGGAUAAAGAUUACAAGGGGCAUAAACACGGAAGUGAGCUAAGUGCGACAGCGUUGUCGUCGAAACUAGACGCACAUCUACAGAACGGAAACACAGCGGCAGGUUUAAUCACAUCACAAGACCCUCUGAAGCGCACAAACAAACCACUCAUGGAGAAGCGUAGGCGGGCUCGAAUCAAUCAGAGUUUGGCAAUCCUCAAAGCCCUCAUACUAGAAUCUACGGUUAAAACUAAAUCCGGCGAUGGACAAACCAAACAUUCCAAGCUAGAAAAAGCCGACAUACUGGAGCUCACGGUAAGGCAUUUCCAGCGACAUCGAAACCUGGACAACCCGGCCAUCGACAAAUACCGCGCAGGCUACACCGACUGCGCCCGAGAAGUAGCACGGUACUUGGCUACACCAGAACCUCCACCACUGCCAAGUGUACCCACACUCACCGAUGCGGGUUCGAAAGCUCGAUUGCUGCGGCAUCUGGAUAACUGUAUCGCGGAAAUCGAUACGGAAAUCUGUCCUAAGGUUUCAAACGGCAGUGCGACGGAAAUAAGCAAAUCAGAAGCCAUUUACGAAAAUCAUUCCACGAUUAAGAAAACGAAAGACAUCCUGGACUACGGCGGACAGGAUUCGAAUCCAUUGGAUUUCAGUAAGACCAAUCGGGAAAUAGGCAGAUCUCCGUUCGCGUAUCGAAGUCCUUCGACGGAACUUGGAUUGCUUACACCGACACCGAAAUCGCACCAUCAAGACGAGAACAACAACCGAGGAAACCACAGGGCAAAAUCACUGCACUCACCGCAGCCUUUGGUGGUGCAUCAUAUGGACGAAAUGGCCCACAGCAGUGACCUGAUCGGAGUUCAAGCUCAACCAGGCAGCAGUUCUGGGGUCGUAGCACCAUUCGCGAGCCAUGUUUCUCUCAACAAAAUGAUACUAUCACAGCAGCAGAAGCUUAUUGAUAUGAAUAGCCUCAAAAGUUGCCGUAUCGAUCCGGUUACCAUCAAGCAAGAGUCGGGCCUUCUUGCCAGCGGAUACACCACCUCACCCGCUAUCUCUUCUCCAACGCCAUCUAACGGAAACUUGGAGUCUGAUAAGGAUGUCUCAAAUCAUUCCGAGCAUGUCGCACCCCCUGUGUACCCACCCCAGGUUCGAAUCAACGACGGUCAAAUGGCCCUUCUUUUACCUGAUCACUACAUCCAGCUGGCAACAGCUCUAGGUCUAAAUACUCAACCUAUCGUAGAACAUACCCCUGCACCUCCUGCCACCGACUUCGAGUCACUGAUCGAACAAAACCGUCGCCACGCGGCCAUGCACGAAAAAAUGACCGCAGACAUUCUAGCCAACCUUCACUCACUUCCCGAAAACGUAGACGAAAACUACUGGGAAUUGUACAAGAAAUCUCUGGGAAUUCCGGACUCAAUAAGUAAAAUGACACUAGAGGACGUGCGCACUUUGAUGGCGAAGUCAGCUCCUAAGCCUCCCACACCACCACCGGUUACCAAGAUGGAAGUAGACGAUCCCGUUGACGAAAAACCUUUCUCCGUCACCGAUAUGGGAGAUGGCGAGAACGACUGCUCUAAUCACAGCAUCAAAAAGGAAACUGACCCAGCUAGCCCGCAAGCAUCCAUAUCACACGAGGCAACAGAGGAUAAGCAGCGAGAUGAUUCUGAUAAUCCGGCAGGACCCAGCAGCUCGUAUGAAAACAUUUCUUCAAAUGAAGGUCCUUCGCAUGAUCAGCACAAUGACGGUUCAAGCGAUGACAGUAUGUGGCGACCCUGGUAGAAAGGCAAUAGAUAAUUCUGUACAUAUGCCAUAACUCGUGCAAUAUUUUAACGGCAUAUUAAGAUAAUGUGGUAUUGUCCUAAUGUCAUCCCUAUAGAUCUCUAGAUCAAUCAGUAGACUUGGAGUGUAAUUUUUAGAUUACCCAUAUGGAUAACAGAAGCUUUAUAACCUCUUCGCCAGUUCAAGCACCUGCUGAGAAGACUACACUACAAGAAUACAUACUACCUUAAAACUUCUGCAUAAAAAUGAGUGCCAACUCGUAGCUCUUUGGCAUCCCAUAUUUAGAGAACAGUGUAUUCCCAA
This is a messenger RNA of Aedes aegypti (yellow fever mosquito), 2590 nucleotides long. RefSeq lists its product as uncharacterized. The transcript has 5 exons. Gene Ontology annotation, cellular component: nucleus. Gene Ontology annotation, biological process: regulation of transcription by RNA polymerase II; regulation of neurogenesis; anterior/posterior pattern specification. Bases 506 to 2287 code for a protein of 593 amino acids. Gene Ontology annotation, molecular function: DNA-binding transcription factor activity, RNA polymerase II-specific; RNA polymerase II cis-regulatory region sequence-specific DNA binding; protein dimerization activity. The record is from RefSeq and is a predicted model, not a curated record. NCBI's taxonomy places the organism in Eukaryota, Metazoa, Arthropoda, Insecta, Diptera, Culicidae.